Messenger RNA from Platichthys flesus (European flounder), 2211 nucleotides. RefSeq names its product Kruppel like factor 11b (gene klf11b). Gene Ontology annotation, biological process: regulation of transcription by RNA polymerase II. Gene Ontology annotation, molecular function: RNA polymerase II cis-regulatory region sequence-specific DNA binding; DNA-binding transcription factor activity, RNA polymerase II-specific. The transcript is spliced from 4 exons. The record is from RefSeq and is a predicted model, not a curated record. Bases 169 to 1734 code for a protein of 521 amino acids. Lineage: Eukaryota; Metazoa; Chordata; Actinopteri; Pleuronectiformes; Pleuronectidae.
GUGUGUCUGAGUGUUUCUCGCCCGUGUUGUAGUCUCUCAGCUGAGAGGAGGCAGCAGCGGCUCAGUCACACAAACCCUGCGCGACCCGAGCGCUGCCAACUGCCGCGUCUCUUUGUUCCCGAACGACAACAAGAGCAACGACCACCGGUUUCUCUCUGUCACCCAUCGAUGCCAUCGCGUGAACCCGCGGACAUGGACUCCCACGGGACCGAGUGCAUGGAUCAAUAUGUGUCCUUCGCAAAGAGGAGGAGGCACGACAGCGAGCACUCUGUCUCUGGCCUGGAGUACACAGACCUGGAGGCAGCGGAGGCCCUGGUGUGUAUGAGCUCCUGGGGCCAGGGCCUCUUUCCCAGCAACAACAGGCCGAGCGCCUGCAAGCCCAGACCCCUCACUCCGGCCUCGGACUCCUGCGACUCCCUCCUGACGCCAGAGAUUCCGGAGCCCCCGAAGGACUUUGUGUCCCUCUCCUCCCUGUGUAUGACUCCCCCUCACAGCCCCAGCUUUGUUGAGACUUCCACAUCCAGCACUGGCCUCCAGUCCAGCUUGGCUGUGUCCUCGCAGCGCGGUGGGCCCGGUCUCCAUCAACCUUUCCUGGCACCCAUUGCUGAAAUAAAAAGCUCCCUCCCCGCUCCGCCACAGCCCUGCCGAGCCAUGGCGACCAGCGUCAUCCGCCACACCGCAGACAGCACCCCCUGCCAACACCACAUUCCAGUGGCCCCCAAUCCAGAGAAAACUAGAGACACAGUGAUGGCUACAAUGGUCUGCCUGCAGCAACAACUGCAGCCGCAGCAGGACAUCACACGGACUGAGCAGAUAACCUCACCUCCCUCUCCUCUCGCACCAUUAAAGACAGAAUUCAGGCCCAGUCCCUCAAAACCCUGUUUGGACAUGGUCUCCACCCCCACCCCUUUCAACGCCCAACCACAAAACAGCCCAUCCCCUCCCAUUCUUACAGCAACCCUGUCCCCACCUCCAGUCCGGAGCCCUCAAAUCAUCUGCCAGAUGUUCCCUGUGAGCAGCCAAUCAGGGAUAAUCUCAGCCUUCAUCCCCGGCACGGUUCAGACAUCCAAUAAUGGAAUUCAGACCACCACCACACCGAUCCUCUCCCAACACACCUCAGCGAACACCGGCACUGUGCAGCAGUCCCUCAUUGUGGGCUCGGCUAUGCCCCAGGGGACGGUGAUGCUGGUCCUCCCUCAGUCCUCAGUGUCUCAGGCCUCUCACUGCUCGCAGACUGUCAUGACCCUGGGCAACACCAAGCUGCUACCUCUGGCCCCGGCCCCCAUGUACGUACCAGCGGGACCCAGCUGCAGCACGGCGCCCGCAAAGAUGGACUUUUCUCGCAGGAGAAACUAUGUGUGCACCUUCCCCGGCUGCAGGAAGACAUACUUCAAAAGCUCACACCUCAAGGCUCACCUUCGAACACACACAGGUGAGAAGCCGUUCAGCUGCAGCUGGGACGGCUGCGACAAGAGGUUCGCCCGCUCCGACGAGCUCUCCCGUCACCGGCGAACGCACACCGGCGAGAAGAAGUUUGUGUGUCCCGUGUGCGACCGGCGAUUCAUGCGCAGCGAUCACCUCACCAAACACGCGCGGCGCCACAUGACCACAAAGAAAAUUCCCUCCUGGCAGGCCGACGUCAGGAGCUUGAACAAAAUGGCUGUGGGCAAAACGCCUCCCUCAAAACCAGGCCUCGCCACAAUAAGCAUGCUGGUACCUGCCGCCUCGAAAUAGACCCUGAACACUGCCAUCCCACUCACUCCCAAGAUACCACAGGGAUUCGGGGAGUAGCCAAGCACAGGAGGCUGCUGCUCCUCUACUCAUGGGAAAGAGAAAAAAAAAACAUGCACUGGACUCUUUUCUUCCUCUCUACUGUUAAUUUGUACAUGUAUGUUCCUCUAAAGGACUCUUUGUUUACUUUGAUAUAAGUGAUCAUUUGUAUGCACCCUUGCCAAAGCCUUUGUAUGAAGUUUGUCUUACACAUUUCACCUUCUCCCCCAUCCUCAAAACAGAUAUCUAUGUGAAUGUAUUGUAUUGUUGUAUGAUUGCAUUUAUUUGUCAUAUCUGGGAAAAAAUAUUGACAUGAAAGACAAACGUGUAUAUAUGAAUAUUAAUCAACAAUACUAUGAUUAUACCUUGAUUAUAUCUCCCCUUAUAACUUUUCAUAUUAUUUAAUACAUAUUUGUAAUAAAAUAAAACGGAUAAAACAAG